AUGGCUCACGGCAUAGAGGCGGCAGUUGAGAAGUUGAGAACUGUCUUUGCUGAUCAGUUGGUGACCCCGGACGUGGAGGCGAAGUUUCAGCAAGCUGUGGCAGUUCCUUGGUCCCAAACCUGCUGGACCCCCGCGGCCGGUUAUGUAUACGUGAAAGACUCCCAGGAGCUCACUCAAGCGGUGGACAUUGUCAAAAGCACAGGAUCCAAGUUCGCCGUUCGCACCACCGGCCACAACCCCAAUGCCGGAUUCAGUAGUGCAGACAGAGAUACGAUUGUGCUUGACAUCCGUCAGUUCCAGUCCAAGGAGCUGACAUCGGAUGGCGUCGCUCGAGUCGGUUCGGGAAGCACUUGGGGCGAGGUGUAUGCCUGGCUCGAGGAGCACAACCUGUCCGCCAUUGGAGGCCGAGACCGACAGGUCGGACUGGGAGGUUUCCUCCUGGGAGGAGGCAUGGGAGCGUUGCCCAAUCUCUAUGGGCUUGGAGCAGACGGCGUGAAGAACUUCGAAAUCUUGUUGGCCGACGGCAGUCUGGUUAAUGCAAACGCUGAUGAGAACGCUGAUCUCCACCGCGCCCUGAAGGGUGGUGGCUCCAACUUCGGCAUCGUGACGCGGUUCGACCUUGAGACCCACCCAUUGAUCAACGUUCAGUAUACAAUCAAUGCUUACAACCUCGACGACUAUGUUGCGAUCAACAAAGCCACGGUGGCAGUUCAAAAGGCUAUGGAAGACGAUCCCAAAAUUGGGCUGUUUACCAAUUACAACAAUGGCCUUGUCGCGGUGGGCAUGCUUUAUGGAGACACUCCCGCCGAGCCACCUGGCGCCUUCCAGCAAUUUCGCGAACUCAACAGUCUGCUGAUGACGGUUCUUCCCGUCACAAAUGGAACAGUUCUAUCGCUCGCUGAGGCUAUGGGCCAUGUCCAGGAGACCAAGAAGCGAGCCAUUUGCACGUCCACCACACAGGUUUCGCAAGAGCUCUACGAUGAAGUGUACAAAUACUGGGUUGAGGUUCGCGAUACCCUUCCGGCUGAUCAUGUUCUCCACUAUACCAUCCAGCCAAUGGGCUCGGCUGGUGUCCAGGAAGGCAAGAAGCGUGGGGGAAAUAUCAUGGGACACCAGAGCACCCCGCAGACUUGGUGGGUGUUUACGUGUGAAUGGCCCGAGGAUGGCGACGACACCGCUGCGCAAGGUGCAGUGGACAAGAUGCUCGCAAAAGUGCAGAGUUUGGCCGAGGAAAGGCAACUCUUGCUUGACUACCAGUGCAUGAGCUUUGCUCAAGCCUCUCAAAAGGUUCUAGGCAGCUAUGGGGCCGAAAAUAUCCAGACGCUGCAGGACGUUGCAGCCAAGUACGACCCCGAGGGAGUAUUCCAAAAGUUGCAGCACGGGGGCUUCCUCUUACGCAACAACGUCUAA
Messenger RNA from Aspergillus affinis, 1410 nucleotides. RefSeq names its product FAD-binding oxidoreductase. Bases 1 to 1410 code for a protein of 469 amino acids. Lineage: Eukaryota; Fungi; Ascomycota; Eurotiomycetes; Eurotiales; Aspergillaceae. Gene Ontology annotation, molecular function: FAD binding. The transcript is spliced from 6 exons. The record is from RefSeq and is a predicted model, not a curated record.